UCACCCCUUCACACACACGACGAUCACCAGCAACGUACAUCACAUGAGCAGAUCAUCUUCCUCCUCCACCCCGUCCCAAACCAAGUCCUCAUCACAUCUCCGCCUCCAACCCGAUCUCACCUGGACCACACCGUCAUUCCCGCCCGAUGCCGUGACUGCUCAUGCUGUGCCUGUGGCGGUGGCUGCAGCAUUGGCGCCGCUUGCUCCAGAGUAUGUCCUGGCUGAUCCGAUGACGGGCGAGUGUGAGGCGGCUGGUCUGGUCUCGGCGCCGACGCUGGGAAUGGAUGAGUGUGCCCGAUGCGAGGGCUGCCGGAGCUACAUGACUCCGUGGAGUUCAUUCUCAGCUGCUCGGGCGCAUCGUGGUCGCUGGCGAUGUGCUCUGUGUACCGCCUGGAACGAUCCGGCUACACCGGUGCUUGCUGCUCGCUACGCCACGCCAGCAUCCCAGAGCAAGCAGCCUGAGCUGGCGUCAGCGGUGGUUGACUACGUCGACAUGGAUCUGGAUGCGCUUACUGAUGCUGGCGAGGUGGAUCUUGCAGCGAGUCUAACCACCGCCCUGGCGGUCAUCUACCUGGUCGACGUCACCGCCGAUGCAGAGACACUGGCUCACGUCCAAGCCUCCCUCCUCGGCGGGCUGGAAGGCUUGCCAUCCGGCGCCCAUGUCGGCCUCAUUGCGCUCGACGGCUGCCGCAUGGGCUUGGCUGCCGUCACCCAUGACACCGCCGAGUUGCCAGUCUUCCGAUGGGUCGAGACGUGCGCCGGCGACGACGCCGUCCCCCUCAUCGACGUCGUCGACUGGCCUUGGCUCGUCGCCGAAAAGGCGAGCUCGUACGAGACGCUGGCGGCCGCGCUUUCCGGUCUGGGUCCGGCGCCGGCGCCGGCGCUGGCGGCUGCAACCGAGCGAGCUCCCGAUCUGGCCGGCGCCUUUGCCGCCGUCCUCGACCUCGUCGAGGCCUCUCCCACAUCGGAGCACUACACGGUGGCGGUGAACGUGGUGCUGGCUUCGAGCGCCCGCGACGUUGCGUCUGGAGGCUACGAGGCGCUUGGCGCGCGUGCUGCCGAGCUCGGUGUCGCCGUCUCGGUCUACGGCCUGCGGCUGUUCAAUGGACCCAUCGGCCUUGGUGCCGUCGCCGGCCUGGCCACGGCCUCCGGCGGCGCCCUCGGGGUGUACGACCUGCCCAUGGGGGCCGGAAGCGGCGCGUCGUCGGAGCUACCGCAGGAUCUGUUUCUUGCCGGCCGUGCCGAGAGCCGCGGCCACAUCCUGCACGACGCCCAAGUUGUCGUCCGCCUCUCGACCGGCCUCCGCACCCGGCUCGUCUCGGGGCCUUGCACCGCUGACGAGCUUGUCGCCUCGCGGGUCAGCACCGGCGCUGUCCGCGUGCACACCGGCCUAGUCGUCGAGCUCGAGUACGAGUCAGCGUCGGCCAAGCUACCUGCGCUUCCUAUUGUCCAGCUUGCGGUCCGCGGGCUGGUCUAUUCUCCGAGCGCAAAGCGGAUGGUGCCUGUGGUUCGAGUUGUCUCGGCACGGCCGGCGUCGCUCGCCACCUCGCCGUGGGACGUGCUUGCUGCGAUGGCGGUCGCGCCUGUGGCCAAGGUCCUUGCCCUCUCGGCGCUUGGCGCCGAGCACUCGGCCGACGCGGUGGCGCAGGUCAUCGGCGGCAUGGUGACCGACAUCGAGCGGCUGGUGCCCAACGUGGCCGUGGGCAGCGGCGGGCUUUUGCAGCGGCUGGCCGAGGUUGGCGCGCCACAGCUCGCGCACGUUCUUCGUGUGGCGCAUGCACUGUGCGUGCGCUCCGCGAACCGCGACUCGCUCGGCGACGGCGGCGUCCGCGACGCUGCCGCCUGGAUUCUCGGCGAUGCCCGCGCUGUGCUCGCUGGCCUGUACCCUGUCCUUGUGGCUUGGGAGAGUGAGGAGGUGGUUGGCCGCCGCGGCGUGCUUCCACUCUCGCGCCGGGCUGUGAUGGAUGCCACCACCCGGGGCGCGCAGUUUGUUGUGGCCGACGGCGGGCACAACGUCGUCGUCUACGGCUCCAGCGGGGUGCCAGCCGUCGGCUCGGCGCUCCGCUCGCGCUACACUGGGGCCAAGAUCGCGUCUGCACUCGGCGUCCGCGCCCGGGUUGUCAUCACCUCGGCCGGCGGCGUCGGCUCGGACGCCCUCGAGCACGUGCUGGUCGAGGAGGGCGUCGUCGGCUUUGUCGAUCCGCUCGAGUCCUGGGUCGAGGGCUUUCGGCGGUAGCGCGCUCCCACUGACUGGAUACAGUAACUGGUAGAGUGUUUUAUUGCAAACUGAGAGCACCACUUACAUGUCCUUGAAGAACUUGGGCUUGCCGGUAUCGACCGACUCGUCGACCUUGUCGGCAUCAGCAAGGAAAAUGCUGCGGACGAGGAUGGACUUGAUGACCUCGGUGACGAGCAGAUGCAUGAUGACGGCGCCGAUGACGUAGGCCCAGUCGCGGACGUUGAGCGGCCACUGGUCGAGCUCGGGGCCAAGGCCCGGGAUGUAGCAGAUGAUGAUGAGGAUGGCAAGCGAGAUGCCGAUGCCGUAGUUGAGAACCUUGUUGCCAAGGGCAGCCUUGUUAAAGACCGACUGC
This is a messenger RNA of Thecamonas trahens ATCC 50062, 2591 nucleotides long. RefSeq lists its product as uncharacterized. NCBI's taxonomy places the organism in Eukaryota, Apusomonadida, Apusomonadidae. Gene Ontology annotation, cellular component: endoplasmic reticulum exit site; COPII vesicle coat. The record is from RefSeq and is a predicted model, not a curated record. The coding region runs from base 44 to 2236 and encodes 730 amino acids. The transcript has 2 exons. Gene Ontology annotation, biological process: COPII-coated vesicle cargo loading; intracellular protein transport; endoplasmic reticulum to Golgi vesicle-mediated transport. Gene Ontology annotation, molecular function: GTPase activator activity; zinc ion binding.